CCUGUCUUGCAUGGAAUAUGUUAUAUAAAUAUAGGAAUGCAUGAUAUAUGUUACAUAUAUAGGAAUGAUGCUUCUGUUCACAACGUACAGUACGUAUAUUAGAGACAUGGAGAGCUGAUGAUUCAUUCUGUACAUCUGCUUGGAUGCCAUGUGAUCUCUCUCACAGUCCUCAAGAAUAAACAGUGUUUAAAUCUCUAUAUUUUAAGAUAUUUGCAGUAACAGGUAUGGCUGUCUUGAUUCAUGCCCUUACAAUCCAUACAAGAUUACCUUCUUUAUAAUUCAGAUUCACUCCUCUUUAGUUCAGGUGUAAGUUGAGGCAGUGAGUCCAUUGAGUCUUGUCCAAAUUCAUUCAGUCAGAGUUACAGAUUUCAGGACAAUUAGCAUCUUUGUUGUGGUUGGUUUAUAAGGAAUUCUUUUUUUAAACACAAAUCACAAAACAACACCAAAUAACGAUGCUUGUUAGCCAUUUUAUUUACACUACUCAAGCUUUUUGUUUGUUUGUUCCUUUAGAGACCCGGCUCUGUUUCAAACGGCUGUGUGAAUUUUUCCAGCCUGGAUAUUAGCUCCGCCCCUGCCGAACAGAACGGCGUCUUAACAUCAGCUCUGCCGCUUUUCUGGAAAAAGCAACCCGCAAGGCAUAGCUACGAGGGGUGGGGUCGUUAGAGAGCUUGUGAGGAUUUUCAUUGUAAGUGCAGUUCACCUAGCAGACAGCAGAGGGAUCCACAAAUUACAAACCGCUCUUUUAAUGAGAAAGCCCUUUGGAGAGUGCUUAACUCUAGGGAGAGUGUGUUACUGGAGUGGAGGCUUCAGUAGUGCACACUCUGUCAGGGAUACUUGUCUCUGCUGUGUAUAUCUAUAGUACACGCCGGUGCUGGAGCGUGGAACAUGAGUUAAUUAUGGGUGCGUCGCUAAUGAGGUUUGCUGAAUAAGCUGUAGAGCGUAGCUGUGGUACUGACAACAGCAUUUCUUCCAAACAGCACUGUGUUCUCUAACAGUCAGUAUUUCACUGUCACGACCUUCAACGCUAUACUUUUUAUAGGUUUAUUGUUUAUCUAUUACAUGGAAGGGUCAUGUGAUCAAUCUCAUUAAAGGUACUAGAGGGAUAAUUAUCUACCUUAAAGGUAUACUACAUUCACAUUACUCACUGAACAUACAGAAGAUUUGAAGGAACCACCGCAGUGGCUAGAAAAGAGUUUAGUACUGCCUUAGUAUGUACUAUGAACUUCCAUUGUAGUCUGUGUGUGUGGCCAUGUUCACUGAGAAGAAUGUGGGCAUCAUACUUGUUGUUCAGAACAGUUUUUUUCUUAUCACCGCCCAUUGAUCAGUUUACACUGUAAUUUCAACAGGUAGCCUUUAGCUAUUUUGCCUCGCUCCAUAACUGUGGGAGUUCUUGUUGCUACUGUAAUUAGACAUGCGUCAGGGCUCUUAGUGUUGCUAAUGACUUUAUUGUCAAGGCAUUUGUCACCUACUGAUGUUUAUUGCGAUUGUGAUUCAGGAUUCAUACUUUAACUUGAAAUAGGCAUUUCAGCUUAGUGUGAUACACUCAAUGGCUCUUUUAGCUGUUAAAGGGUCAUCUACUGUAGGUAGGUUUACAUUUCUGCCAUUUGACAGACGCCCUUAUCCUGGGUUGUUGUUUGGAAGAUCAGAGUUCAAGCCACAGCACUGCCAAGCUGCCACCAUUGGGCCCUUGAGCAAAGCCCUCAACCCUCCCUGCUCCAGGGGCGCUGCAUCGUGACUGACCCUGUGUUGUGACCCCAACCCUGCAAGGAUGAGUUUAGGCGAAGAAAAUAUUUCACUGUGCAGUAAUGUAUAUGUGACAAAUAAAGGCUAAUGAACUAAAACAGCUAAACUAGAAAAGGCUAAUGAACAUCAAGUUGGACCAUUAUGUGAUGUGUCCAGAAAAGAUAUCAGAUGCUAGUGAAGAGUGAUGCUGAGGCCAUUUUCGCUUGAUGGAUAGAGUAGAGAGAGAGAUGACAAAUUCAUGGGUUACAGUCAGUAAUUGUAUGUACACAAGGUGACCUUUAUAUCAGGUUUACUACAGAUAUUUCAACAUACAACUGCGUGGCUGCUGCGGAGGUAGAGAUGAGCAUUUAUACUGUAUGAGCUCCUAUUAGCUGACCUUGCCACACCUUGACUUCUGAUGAAUUGAUAGUGGAACAUUUUCUCUCAGGAAUGUCUCAGGAAUCUUCUCUUAUCACUCUCUUGUUUAUUCUCACUGGCUCUUUUUUUUAUUUUAAUCGUCACUGCCUUUAUCACCAAUAUCCUUUACUUUCUCAGCCUUAAGUUGUCUAUCUGUGAUUCCUCCUCCCUCUCUCCUCCUUCCUGUUUCUCGUGAGUGGAGUCUGGGCUUGGUGCCAGCUGGUGUGUGUGUGUGUGUGUGCGUGUGUGUGUGUGUUUUUUUUUUUUUUUUGAAUGAAUACCUGAUGGAGUCGGUGGAGGGCAGUGAGGCGAGGCAUGGGAGGAGCUGAUUGAGUGAGUGAGUUAGAGAGCGUGAGUAUGUGUGUGUGUGUGUGUGUGUGUGUAAGAGAGACAGAAAGAGAGAGAGACUGAAAGAGAGAGAGAGAGAGAGGUGGGGGGGGAGUUAGGCCCUUGCAUAACACACACUGGUGUGCUACAUCCAGGCGGGCAGCAGGGAGCCGGCUCAGGGCUGCCUGUGUGUGACACUCAGGGCCUGGAUGGCUGAGCGUAUCCCUGCUGUACAAGUGAACACACACAACAUGGGGAGAGAAGAACGAGGGAAGAAGUAGGGCUGAAGAGUUACAGAAAGAAUUGUUUGCCUCUAUGGAUACUUUGAGAAAGGUGGAAGAGAAAUCCUAAGGUUUCUGCUGCAGUCUUGGAGGCUUGCUUUCAGAGAGAAAUGAUUCCGCAUGAAUCGUGGCAAGUGCUCUCUAACAGCAGGCAUGUGUUCUGUUGCUUUCAAUUGAGAUCAGUGUCCAUCCAGCCUUAAGCACAGAAAAAAAUCUCCUAUCACCUCCGGUCUUCUCUCCACCCCCACUACCCUCACAGCACCAGCCAACCAGCAGGUGGCACAAGCAGAGAAUAAGCGAGAGGUGUAGAGGGAAAGAGUGUUGAAAAAAGAUAUAACAGUAAGAAACCAUCAUAAAAAGAGGUACAGCAAAUACAUUCAUCAUGAAGUCCAACCAAGAACGAAGCAAUGAGUGUUUGCCCCCAAAGAAACGUGAAAUCCCAGCAAGUACCCUUCCCUCAGAGGAUAGACCCAUGGUCAUGGCGCCUGCCAGUGAGAGCCAGCGUGGAGGGAACCUUGCUUGGCUUGCCAGCAUGGCCAGCGGGCACGAGAGCAACAAGCAGCAUACCAGCAGCUCGUCAGAAGCCGAAGGCCCUCGGUCCAAAACAACAGUGUCCACUGUCGAGUCCAUUCGUGCUCCAACUGCAACAUCUACUAUUCCUGCUGUGUAUACUUCACCACUUUCUCAACAGGCGGGCACCCCCCCCUACUCCCCCAUGCCCCCCAACCUGCACUUUAUUAGGCCGACAUAUGCAGCACCCUAUUCUAGCUACAUUUCUCCCCUUGUGCCCCCUGUAGCCACCACCACGUCCUCCCAGAGACACACUGAAGCCUACUCUGGCACUACCAAUUCUCCAGCAUCCAAACCCGAUCCGGUAAUUUCCAGUUCAGACAGCAUACCUCAACCCCACCAGUUUGUUCAUAUUUCCAGCUCCCAGCUCAGUGUAGUGCCUUGUACUGCAUCCUCAUCCCAAAGCCAUCUUCCCCUUCACCUACAACAGACACUUGCUCUUAGUGGGCCCUCUCCGCUCCUGCUUCAGUACCCAGAUGGACACAUAGCCAAAAAGGAAGAUGGCAGACAUAGAGAGAUGCUAAACGGUGAGCCAGAAAGGGGCCGUCGCUUCAACCAGCCCUCAGAAUCCAAGGUCAGCAGCAUAGCCAAAGGGUCUUUAUCCACCCAGCAUCACCACAUCCACCAGCGAGACCACUACGAGACCCGGCACAUGACAAUUCCACCGGAGUAUGCACAGGAAAGCACCAAUUUGAGGAACUCGUUAGUUCUAAUUCCCAAUAGUCACAGCUCCAACAGUGGUGAUCCAGGGGGAAUUCUAGACAAGCUGCCUCCCCCUCUGGCCCCGGCUGAAAAAGGAGGCAUCUGCGCAGGCAAGCCAGUUUCCCGCACUCCUUCCAGCACCUCUAUUCCCUUUGCACCGCCCCCAUUACCUGUGGAUGGUCUAAAGGCAGCAGUUACCACACUAUCUCCUCACGCAGUUAUCCAUACCACACAUAGUGCAACCGAGUCUCUUGGCCUCACAUCCACCAACUUCUACCCUGCUCAUCAGCCCAUUAUUGGUUACAUUGCAGGUACAGGGCAGCCGCAGCCACUCAAUUACCACACCAGCCUGCCUCCACACCUGCUCAUCCCAGGAACUCAGCCUGUUAUUAUCCCUGUAAGUGGAGCAGAAGCUACUGCCACAACUACAGCACCAACUUUCGCUGCAGCACUGCCCCAUGCAUUUGUGACCUCAGCAGCCCCCAAAGGCGAGUCCUUUGAGACACCAGCCUCCUACCCCCACCCGACUGGUGCUGUGGUUCAGGCCCAACUGCACCUACCUAUUCUGCCAGCCUCUGCUAGUCUGCCAGCUACUCCACCUAUACCUUCCACACCUUCUUUACCACCCUACUUCACCAAGGGUUCCAUCAUUCAACUAGCUGGUGGUGAGCUGAAGCGUGUGGAGGAUCUGAAGACGGAGGACUUCAUUCAGAGUGCAGAAAUCAGCAGCGAAUUAAAGAUUGACUCUAGUACUGUUGAGCGCAUCGAGAGCAGCCAUACACCUAACUCUGCCAUUAUCCAGUUUGCAGUGGGAGAGCAUCGUUCACAGGUGAAUGUGGAGGUGCUGGUAGAGUACCCUUUCUUUGUGUUUGGUCAGGGCUGGUCAUCUUGCUGUCCAGACCGGACCACUCAGCUGCUGGAACUGCCAUGCGCCAGGCUAGCUGUGGGUGAUGUCUGCAUUUCCCUCACUCUCAAGAACUUGAAAAAUGGCUCUUUGAAAAAGGGCCAGGGGCAGAUUUCAGAUGCUACCAGUCUCGGGCCACCUCUUAAACCACCUUUUAAAACACCCUCAGGAGGGACACGCAGGGCAGCACGUCACAUGGAGCAGGAGAAUGGACUGGCACAGUGUGGCAAGGAAGGAGGAGUGAGCUCCCAGACAAGCAAAGAAAACGGAGAACUAGGUUUUGGAGAGAAAGGAGCCUGUAGAAUUCCACUAUCUUCAGAGUCGGAAUCUAUCAGUAAACCUACAGGCCGAAAGCGGAGAUGGUCAGCCCCAGAAGGUCGCAAAGUCGAGAAACCUGAAGAGGAACCACCGUCAACUCUUCCCAGGCCAUCAUUUAUCCCUCAGGAGGUUAAAAUCAGCAUUGAAGGCAGAUCGAAUAUUGGCAAAUGAAAGCCAUUUUGGACUCAUUUGUCGUUUUUGAAUUGAAUGGAAAAAUGACCCUCACAAUGUUCUUUUUUUUUUCCAGAAUAUUGCUUUUUAUAUCAUUUCAAAAUUGAUUUCUCUAAAUUUUUCUAUCCAGAUUACUGUACUGUAGGCUAAAUUAACUCAGCAUAUAUACGUAUCACCUUAUGAGUAGUGAUAAUUAUAAUUGAAUAGGUGCAUUGAAUAUAUACAGCCAAUUAGUGCAAUUUAUCUUGGUUGUGUAAAUUUGGGACAGUGAUAUUAAAGGUGGGUUUAUGUAGGACUUCUGAGCCCUCUGGGGUACAAAAUAUCUGACAUUCUCAGCCUGACAUCUUAAGGUCCUAUUAUGACAUUUAAGACAAUUUAAAGUCACCCUAAACUUUACAAAAUAUUUCAAUUUAAUAUUCUAAAAAAUAGUUUCAGUGCAUAGACUGGUGCCAUUUUUGAAAAACAGGGAUACAACUGAGGUGAGAAGCUAGUUUGAUUGUGUCAUACAAUAAAAGAGCCAAUCAUGUUCUAAUAUGCAAAUGAAGCCCAUGCAACAUUCAUUUACCAGGGAAAUUGGAUGGACCUGUGUAUAGUUAUGGUAUCUCCAAUUUGCAUAUUCACAGAAUCUGGAUAUUUUUGACGAGAGUUCUUCAAAGCAAGUUUUGGGUGACUUUAAAUGAUGCCUACUGAAACAGCACUAGAUGCUUGUGGUGCAUUAGUCCCAGCUCCAUCCAUGUGUGAGCUUGAAAAAGGAGGUCGGCAUGGUUGACAUUGCUCAGGGAGGCAAGACGGAAAUCACUCCUCCACUGGCUGCAGGAGUUUACAUAAUAUGUCAGCCAUCCUGCUCAAGCAGUCUCAUCUGAUGUUUAGACAUAGACGACAGACAAUCUGAAGUCCAUCACAAAUAAAACUGAAAGUUUAAGAUCUGGGGGUUCGUCAUAGAUUGCGGUACCUUUUCUGUGGAAAAGAAGAGCAACCGAAUGCUAAGGUACCUGCCGACUGAGAUCGAGAGAGAUCAAGUAAUGUCAUCAAGCAGCGCCAGUUGCUCCUAUAAAAGUUAAAAACUAUACUAAUAGAUCUGGAGAUAGUGGAGUUUGCUUUUAUAUAUUCACCUGUUGAACCAUUUUUUUUGGUCCCUUUGUUUUGUUUUGUAGUUUUGCUUAUUUUUUUUUCUGUUUCUCUCUCUCCCUCUUUUGUUUUUUUUUUAAUUAUUUGCAAUGAAUGUGUAAACAUUGCAAUCAGGGGUCACUUUCAGUCAUGUAGACACCGAAUGGGUUUUUGUUUAUGUAUACGUUUGAGGAUGGUUGACUUUUGAGCUAUAUGUUGAGCAAAAAAAAAAAAAAAGACAUUUGCUUACUAUUUUUAAGAGCUUAUUAUUUGAGAGAAAGUGAAAGAAAGUCGCCUGAGAAGGGAGGGACAGGUGAUUGAAGCACUUAACACACCUGUCACACUCAUCAGAUGAUAGAUAGUUUAAUCAAUGUAGUUAUUAUUAUUAUUAUUAUUAUUAUUAUUAUUAUUAUUAUUAAGUCUCAAAAUGAACACAGUACUGUACGGUAUGUUGUAUGUGAGUGACGGUGGAAUGUAGCACUCUGUGGAAAAGUCAGAUCACUCAGAUCCGGGGUCCUUGAUCCGUGAAAAAAAGAGUGAAUGGAUGUGAGAGGUGACAUGAGGUGGAACAGUAAGCAGAGCUACAGGAGAUAGCAUUUGUUCCCAGGAAGCACUUUUCUGUUUAGGUCUGUAGAGCUCUGCCUCCUCAGUAAACGGCGAGCUGAAGGCCUAGACAGCGACAGCCGCUCUUAUAAUUGUAGCGUAGGCAGAGCUGGUGCAACAACUGCCAUUUUAGUGAUUAAUAGUGAGAUGCUUGAGUGUGAUUUUAGAAGUCAUGAGAUUGUCCAAAUGAUGCCAUGAGGAGAGAGAAAGCGCAUGUGAAUGACUCUGGAUGCAGAAAUCUUCGUUGGGGUUCAAGGGUGUCCUAUACAUAUGUUUGUGGAAGUGCAUGCAUGUAUGUAUUUGUUUGCAUAAGUAUGCACACACACACAAACACACAUUCACUUCUCACUUAUUUUAAUGUGUUAUAUGUCUUUUUUGUACAUUAACGUGUAUAGAAAUGCAUAUACUGUAUCUUGCCCUGGUGCAAGCAGAUAGUGUGUGUGUGGGUAUGUGUGCAUACUGAGUAUGUGUGUGAGUGUCUGUGUCAUAUACUUGUAUGAAUGUUGUGUGUGUGUCUAUAUAUAUAUAUAUAUAUAUAUAUAUAUAUGUCUCUCUCUAUAUAUGUAUAUACACACACACAGAGACAUAU
Hemibagrus wyckioides is the source of this 7711-nucleotide messenger RNA. RefSeq names its product ataxin 1a (gene atxn1a). Lineage: Eukaryota; Metazoa; Chordata; Actinopteri; Siluriformes; Bagridae. Gene Ontology annotation, molecular function: protein binding; RNA binding. Gene Ontology annotation, biological process: negative regulation of transcription by RNA polymerase II; nervous system development. Bases 3130 to 5412 code for a protein of 760 amino acids. The transcript is spliced from 3 exons. The record is from RefSeq and is a predicted model, not a curated record. Gene Ontology annotation, cellular component: nucleus.